AUGCCCCGAGGAACACGAGAUGACCCUCACGUCCUCUGCAUCAUCGGCAAGACGGGCAUCGGAAAGUCAACUCUCUGCUGUUGGCUUGCGGAUUCCUGCGACACCACCGUCUAUAUGGUCUCGCACGGCAAAGAAGCAGGGACAGCUGAUGUUGGCGAAUCGAGUCAUCCGGUCAAGUACUUCGGUGGCCACCUCUGCGGUCCGGAUUUUGGGGAUGGCUCAAACCACUCUGAGAUGCAUAUUCGCCUCAUUGAUGUGCCUGGGCUCGGGGGCAAUGUGCCGAACAAGUCGGACGGAGAUAUUCUUCGUGAGUUCAAGCAAUACUUGCUCAGCAAAUGCCAAGAGGUCAGUGCCUUCCUUUGGUUGGAGGAGCCAAAUGUAAGGCAGGAUACGAACAGACAGCGCAUGAUGACGGACUACAUUGAGUUUCUCGGCCCCGAGGCUUUGCAACGUCUGGGCGUAGUCUGCAAUAAAGCGCCGGGUACCUUGCAGGCCCAGGUGGAGGAUGAGGAUGAGAAUCAGGAUGCUGAGGAGAGCCUGGAAAAAUUCAGCAACAGCUUUAAACAGAUGCUAUGCCAGGACAUUAUCAAGAACGAUCCGAAGGUUACCGACUGGGUGAGCAACAUCCCGGUGUACGACCUCAACUUGCUCCCCAUCGACUCGGUUGCGAAGCGCGGCUGCAGCUCUCCCAGCGAGUUUGUGAAGAAGAAGCGCCUGAACCUCAGCCGCAACAUUCAAAACCUGGCCAAAAUAGCUCAGUUUGUAUGCAGCCGUGUACCGCUGCAAAUCGAGCAGAUCUCCGCUAGCAUCGGCCUCGACGGCUUUGAUGUGAUGCUGAUCAUAGGGUGGCCAUGCAGGCGCCUGACCCGGAAAGCCUCCCGAAGGUAUUCCGAGUUCCGCGCGAUGGUGAUGGCCGACCUUCCUGAGAUCGAUGAAAACUCGGUCGUGAUGUCGUACGUCUUGGAAGGGAGCAAGCCCAAACAGGUAGACGACGAUCGCAGCCUGCGAGUGAUGCUGGAAGAUUUUGACAAGCUGAAUCUUGAACAGAGGGAGCUGUGCGUAACAGUCAAUCAGACGGACGUCAAUGCUACCAUCUACGACCUCCAACAUCCCUACUCCAGCAAGGACACUGCGAACAAGUUCAACGUUGCAAUGACGGUUUCCUCGUCGACAACAGACGCUCAUGUUCGUUCACACCUGGAAACGAAAAUGGCUGUUGAGCAAGGUUCCGAGAUUCGCUUCUCCUGUGAACAUGGGACCUUUGUGAGCAUCAAGGACUUCUACCGGCACGUCCAAACCAGCGAGCAUGGGGGCCCGGUGUCAUCCACCCCGCAAGCCAUUGCGACUGCCGAAGUCCCAGCUCGGGGGCCAAAGGCCAAGAUCACAUUGGAUAUCGAAGUGCGAAAGCCAGAUCCUCCCGAGUUGAGCAGGAUGAGCCCAGAGCUGCAGCAGCAUCUCAAGUCGAAAAACCUGGUGGCCCUUGCGCCCGCGCUUGCCCAGGAUGGGAUCGAGCGCCCGUGCCAGCUUGCGGGCCGACACAUGAAAAAUGGAGUUCCGGAUCUUCCGGCUGUGGACAAAGCGCUGCAAGAUUCAGGAAAUAAAAGCGCACUGUUGGGAUCGCUACAAGAACUCAAGCUCCAAGUUGAGCAGGAGCAGGACGCCAAGCUACACGAGAAGGCCACGGCGAAGCAACAGGAGGCGAGCGCUGAGUCGAGCAAGAAGUUUGAGGAGAUGAAGAAGAAUUGCAAGGAAAUCGUGAAAGCGGCUGAGACGCAGGCAAAAGCCAACAGGAACAACGAGGCGAAGAUAGUGAGGGAGACUGCGUCCGCUCUCAUAAAGGAGAUGCAAAGUUUGAACUUGCCCAAGCUCGACGACUUCCAAAAUGCCAGAGAUGUGAAGUCGCUUGAGAGCAUGCUGAUGAUGAAAAGCGACCUGUCGCAUGUCCCAAAAAACAGGAGCACAGCUGAACUUGUAAGCCUCGCCAACAUGCAGAACGGAGUUUACCUCGACCCCUUGAAACUCGAAACCUCGAUGUGGAAGUCGACGAAGGUGGUCCGUUGGGCCAGCGGAACUACUCCAGAUGACCUGGCCAGUUGCUUCAGGUAUACAUCGCUGUAUGCCAAAUGCUACACGUCUGAGAUCAUGACUGAACAGCAGUUCAAGAAGGCUUGGUCUCAUCGCGAGCGGCAUGGUGCCGACUUUGGUUUCCACGCAGGUUUCCAAGCCGCAGCCAACCUGGGCUGCUUCGCCAUGGGCGCAAAUAUCUCGGCAGCCAAGGAGGACAUCGAAGAGAACGAGAGGGCCAGUGGAAAGAAGGAGACCACCUGGUGCAUGAUGAGCCAUAGCGAACUUCCCCAGCUCAGGAUUGUGAUUGACUAUCAGCUCUUUGAACUCUCUCCAUCGGCUGCCAGCGAUCUCGGGGCAGUUGACGGGAAGGUAGACACGAGCGAAGAGGAUCUGGCAAUCAUGCGUUUUUAUCACAGAUGGGGAACCCACGUGUCCCUCGACGUGACUUUGGGCAUUGAGCGUGUGCUCAUUGCAAAGUACGCGAUGUGUGGUGAGAAGACCAGCAACGAUUGGAGAAAAGCGCUGGUCAAUUCGCUUGCGUUUGGUGGGUCGGCUUCGCUAGAAUUGUCUGGAACGAGAGGUUCAGCGUCCGCUUCCGCAGGCAUGGACAAGCACUCGGAGAACGCGACAGCCUCUGCUGAGAAGCAGGCUACCCAGGCUGAGUCCAGUGAGGUUACCUUCGACAAGAGGCUCCGGGCAGCUGAAAGUUCUGACCUCCUACAUGUGAGUGACUUGGAGCUGGCGGUGAGGGCCUCGCAAAGCAACGCUGCUUGGACAGUGUUGACUCGCAAUUACUCGGACGAUGCCCUUGCUCCGAUUUGGCAGAUAGCUGGGCAGAUGCCUCAAUUCUCAACGAAGCCGAAGCUUCUUCAAGCCAUGGAGCGGGUCUAUGUGCAACAGGUGCUCCGACUCGGAGAGCUCUGGGUGAUACAGAAGGGGGACUCAGACCCAAAUGCUUUCAAAGCAGCCGAAGAAAAAAUAAAGCAGUACAAGGCGAUGAACAAUCCGGACAUGGGCGCCUUCCUGAGAGACAUGCACGAUAAAGCAAAGGACCGCUGGGCGUCGAGCAAAGUGGAGACAUGCCGCAACUGUGGGUUGCUCCUCUCCGCCUCCAAGCUUGAAGAUCACGAAAGGGAAGACUGCAUCAUGCGGUAUGUCCGAUGCACAGCCGAGAACGGCUUCUACGGCUGCGAUGAGAUGGUCAAGCAACAGCAGCUUAGCCACCACAGAGGGAGCACAUGCGCCCGCCGGCCACAGGCGUGCGAGCAUUGCCAGGUGGAAGUGGCGUUGAAGGACAUUCCGCACCACGUUCUGCACAUGUGCGAGCAGGCAAUGUUGGAUUGCGAGAACAACUUUCGCGGGUGCCAGCAGAAAGUCCGCCGCAAAGACUUCCCAAAGCACAGGAUGGUUUGCGAUUUCCAGGAGACGCAAUGCCUUCGUUGUGGUCAGACGGAUGUGCUGCGAAAAGACCUGGCCGAGCAUGCAAAGCAGUGCGAUUCGCGCCCGGAGCCGUGCGACUUGUGUGGACAGGAGGUGCUGUUCCGAAACAUGGGGCAGCACAAGGCCCAGCAGUGUGACCACCGGAUGGUCGCUUGUCGCGACUGCGGCGUGGGGCACAAGAAGGUGGAUCAGGAUGCCCAUAAAGUUGUUUGCGGUGCGAUACCUCUUACUUGCAAUUGGUGCAACGAGAGCGUGCCUCGACAAGAUCUAGCCGGGCACAAGGAAAAAGACUGCAGCAUGGCCCCGACAGAUUGCCCAAUGUGCGAGGACAGGCUUCCAAGGUGCCAACUUGCGGCCCACAAAAGGGAUGAAUGUCCAAAUCGGGAAGAGACGUGCGAUGAAUGCGGCGAGAAGUUCAAGUUCCGGGAGAAAGCAAUGCAUCGGCGGUCGUGCCUUCAGCGGGAGGUGAAGUGCGACAAGUGCAACAAGACGAUGCCACACUCGCGUCGCACAGCUCAUGAUGAAGCGCACAAGAAGAUGGUCCGCAGGAUCCAUGCAAUGAUGGGCUGGUACGUUGAUACCAUCACCUUCUCUUACUGCAAUGGAACUUCGAAAGGUUUUGGCGGCGAAAAAGACCAUGGGAAUAAAGCCAAGAUCUUCGAACUCAACGAAGAUGAGCACAUCACUAUGGUGAGCUGCUACGGUAGGGAUAAAUAUCUCGAGGCGAUCACCUUCGAAACGAACAAAAGACGCAGAGUCGAUUUCACACCGGAAGGAUGGAAACGAGCACCUGCGGCCCAUGUGUUCACCGCUCGGACUGGUCAAGCAAUCACCAGCCUGCAGCGUAACAUGGGCAUGGCUGGCCUGGUCACAGGUGUUGAAGAAACGGAGCUCCCCCAGUGA
Messenger RNA from Symbiodinium natans, 4410 nucleotides. Lineage: Eukaryota; Dinophyceae; Suessiales; Symbiodiniaceae. The record is from the annotation of a GenBank genome assembly.